Messenger RNA from Leptosomus discolor (cuckoo roller), 1184 nucleotides. It is a transcript of the gene TFEB, whose product is annotated as transcription factor EB. Gene Ontology annotation, biological process: humoral immune response; positive regulation of DNA-templated transcription; regulation of transcription by RNA polymerase II. The record is from RefSeq and is a predicted model, not a curated record. Gene Ontology annotation, cellular component: nucleus. Gene Ontology annotation, molecular function: RNA polymerase II cis-regulatory region sequence-specific DNA binding; DNA-binding transcription factor activity, RNA polymerase II-specific; protein dimerization activity. NCBI's taxonomy places the organism in Eukaryota, Metazoa, Chordata, Aves, Leptosomiformes, Leptosomidae.
AUGGCGUCCCGCAUCGGUCUGCGGAUGGAGCUGAUGAAGCAGCAAGCGCAGCAGGAGGCCGAGAGGGAGCGCGUGCAGCAGCAGAUGAUGAUGAACUACAUGCAGCAGCAGCGGAUGCCGGUGGCCUCCACCCCGGCCAUCAAUACCCCCGUCCACUACCAGUCCCCACCACCCGUGCCUGGAGAGGUCCUCAAGUUCGAUGAGGUCAUCGAUGACAUCAUGCGCCUGGAUGACGUUUUGGGCUACAUGAACCCCGAAGUCCACAUGCCCAACACACUGCCGAUGUCCAGCAGUCACAUGAAUGUCUAUAGUGGGGACCCCCAGGUGACGGCCUCUCUUGUGGGUGUCACCAGCAGCUCCUGCCCUGCCGACCUCACCCAGAAGAGAGAGCUGACAGAUGCUGAGAGCCGAGCCCUGGCGAAAGAGCGCCAGAAGAAAGACAAUCACAACCUGAUUGAGCGACGGCGAAGGUUUAAUAUCAACGACCGCAUCAAAGAGUUGGGGAUGCUGAUCCCCAAGGCCAAUGACCUGGACGUGCGCUGGAACAAAGGGACAAUCCUGAAGGCGUCUGUGGACUACAUCAAGAGGAUGCAGAAGGACUUGCAGAGGUCACGAGACCUGGAGAAUCACUCGCGGCGUCUGGAGAUGACGAAUAAGCAGCUGCUGCUCCGCAUCCAGGAGCUGGAGAUGCAGGCGCGCGUCCAUGGGCUGCCCACCUCCUCGCCCUCGGGCGUCAACGUGGCCGAGCUGGCUCAGCAGGUGGUCAAGCAAGAAGCCAGCGGGGACGAGGGGACGCUGGAGCCGCUGCUGCCACCCCCGGAUUCCGAAUCACAGCCACAGCCGGCGCUGCCCCUACCACCCCAGUCUCCCUACCACCAGCUGGACUUUACCCACAGCCUGAGCUUCGACGACGGCUCCCGGGGCUUCCCGGACACCCUGGAGCCUGGCCAUAGUGCUUCCUUCCCAUCCCUAUCCAAGAAGGAGCUGGACUUGAUGCUGAUGCAGGACACCAUGCUGCCCCUGGCCUCCGACCCCUUGUUCUCGGCCAUGUCCCCGGAGGCUUCCAAGGCCAGCAGUCGCCGGAGCAGCUUCAGCAUGGAGGACGCAGACAUGCUGUGACGAGGAGCUGCUCUCCGACGCUGGGGGCGAGGACUGGACCUUCGAGUUUGAUUAGUGAAGUGACA